Molecule: messenger RNA, 822 nt
Organism: Pan troglodytes (chimpanzee)
Lineage: Eukaryota; Metazoa; Chordata; Mammalia; Primates; Hominidae
Product: transmembrane emp24 domain-containing protein 2
Exons: 3
Coding region: 1-678 (225 amino acids)
Source: RefSeq, a predicted model, not a curated record
AUGGAGGUGUUUGAUGUUUGGGCUAAAUACUUCAACAAAAAUUCCCUGACCCUCUUCCUGACCACCAUGCUGCUUAGGGGCCUGGGCCACCGUGGUCUGAGCCUGUGCCCACGGCAGUUUCUGAUACCGGGCUAUUUCGUUAGCAUCGACGCGCAUGCUGAAGAGUGCUUCUUUGAGCGGGUCACCUCGGGCACCAAGAUGGGCCUCAUCUUCGAGGUGGCAGAGGGCGGCUUCCUGGACAUCGACGUGGAGAUUACAGGACCAGAUAACAAAGGAAUUUACAAAGGAGACAGAGAAUCCAGUGGGAAAUACACAUUUGCUGCUCACAUGGACGGAACAUACAAAUUUUGUUUUAGUAACCGGAUGUCCACCAUGACUCCAAAAAUAGUGAUGUUCACCAUUGAUAUUGGGGAGGCUCCAAAAGGACAAGAUAUGGAAACAGAAGCUCACCAGAACAAGCUAGAAGAAAUGAUCAAUGAGCUAGCAGUGGCGAUGACAGCUGUAAAGCACGAACAGGAAUACAUGGAAGUCCGGGAGAGAAUACACAGAGCCAUCAACGACAACACAAACAGCAGAGUGGUCCUUUGGUCCUUCUUUGAAGCUCUUGUUCUAGUUGCCAUGACAUUGGGACAGAUCUACUACCUGAAGAGAUUUUUUGAAGUCCGGAGGGUUGUUUAAAAAGCCUCUUCCUGAUGAUCCCAACUCAGAAUUCACUGUUUACCAAACACCUUGGUCAUAAUAAUGUCAUUAGUUUCUCCAUUUUUAUUUUCUGAACUGUACAUUCACAACUUAUGUUUCUUUGUGAUUAAUAGAUAUUGGGGG